AUUUGGUUGAAUAAAAAUUGCGCAAAUCUGUCCCACUUUAAAUAUAUCUCAAUUAUCUCAUAAUCCAAAGGGCCCGCUUUCCAUUUAAAUAAAUUUAUCCACUUUAAAUAUGAUUGAUCAUCUUAUCUCAUUCCUGAUUAAAAAUGAAAUAAAAUAAACCCCAAACCAACCCCACUCCCAUUAUAAAAUCUCUUCAACCAAACCUCUCUCCCCUCCCCCUUUCCCCCCCUCUCUCACUAAUUUCUUAUCUCUCUUCGCAAAGGAAAUGCAAUGACUGCAAGAAGGAGCCAGUACCGCUACCUCAGCUGCGCCGCCGCGGCACUUACUCCGGCGCCGGCCGAGGAUCGAUUCGAAUUCGAUGAAUCGGAGGUUUGGGGCAGCAUCGUCUUCCCCGAGCCGAAAAUGCAGGCGCGUCGUCGUAGCCCGCGGCCGGCGAGGAAGCCGCUGAGGGUGAAGAACGACGGCGUCGAUCGUCUGCCGAGAUCGCUGCCGGUGAACAUUCCGGACUGGUCGAAGAUCCUCGGCGGCGAGUGCAGGCGACUCGCCGGAGAUGAUGAGUACGGCGACGAGGUGGAGGGGGAGCAAAAUGACCGAAUACCCCCUCACGAGUAUUUGGCGAGGACUAGAGGCGCUUCUUUGUCGGUGCAUGAAGGUGAGGGAAGGACGCUCAAGGGCAGGGAUUUGAGCAGGGUUAGAAACGCCAUUUGGAAACAAAUCGGAUUUGAAGAUUAAAUAAAUUACUAAUUAAUUAGGUUAAUUUAACCUGAGAUUUGCGCAAAUGGAGUUUUUUUUUUUUUUGUCGAUUGAUGAUAUAUAUUAGUAUGAUAAAUUAGAUUGUUUCGUGUUGGUAACAUCGAUGUAGGAGAAAAUUGACUUCGGGGAAAAUGUCGUAUGCUAUGCGACAAUUUUCUGUAAUUGAAAUAAAGUAAUUUGAUAUCAAUAGUUAUGCAUUAA
Molecule: messenger RNA, 954 nt
Organism: Salvia miltiorrhiza (redroot sage)
Lineage: Eukaryota; Viridiplantae; Streptophyta; Magnoliopsida; Lamiales; Lamiaceae
Product: protein S40-4-like
Exons: 1
Coding region: 271-732 (153 amino acids)
Source: RefSeq, a predicted model, not a curated record